Thamnophis sirtalis is the source of this 1989-nucleotide messenger RNA. Lineage: Eukaryota; Metazoa; Chordata; Lepidosauria; Squamata; Natricidae. The record is from RefSeq and is a predicted model, not a curated record.
AUGGCAGGUGAGAGCAUCAGGGGCAUCCACUCCCAACAAGAUCAGGAUCUUGGCUUCUGCGUCCAGAGUGGGAAAGUGAUCAGCCCUGUGCCUCAGCCAGUUUUCAACCACACGCAAAAAAAGAGAUACACCCUGGUCAUGAAUGAAAAUGAAACUCAAGAGGACUCCUACAAACAUCCAGCCUGCAUCUGCUGCAGAAAGAAGAAUUCCAUCCUGCUGCGGAAGAGAGCAGAGCACAGUUCCAGCACGGUCAACAAUGAGAUAAUCCAGCAGAUCGUCAAACACGACCAAGACAUGGCGCAUAACAUCCAGGACCUCCAGCCCAUGACCGUUGGCCGGGAGCUGAGCGGCAAACCGCUUAUCUGGGAGCCCCUCGUCCAUGCACCGCUGCAGACGGCAGCCGCCACCACCAGUGUGGCCAUUGCAUUGACCCACCAGCAAAGUCUGGCGACCCACAUCUUCCUUCCCCCUUCGUCCAUCUCCAGCCCUCUCUCUCCCGACUCAGCGGCUCUCCUGCGCCAUCCCCGCCGCUCCCAACCCAGCUUGGGGGGCUCCCGGCCGUCCUCCGUCAGCUCCCCUGCCUCGGGGACGCAGUCCCACCUGCAGACACCUGCGGCCGGCUCCCCGUGUUCUCCUGUGGUUCAGUGCAUGUUCCCUUUGGAGAGUACGGUGGGCAAAGGACAAGUCCUUUCGCGGCCUGUUCAGAAGGGGGACCCCAUCCCUGGGAUGAGCCAGCCUAAGCUAUCCAAAACUCGGGGUACGUCGGUCUCCACGUCUCUCUUGCAGCAGGCAGCCCACAGCGCGUCCGUCCCGCCAGGGCAAACUCUCCACUACAGUCUCUCUCGGGCCACGGGGUCCCAUAUUUCCCUCUUCUUGCAGCCUCAGCAGAUGGUCAAACACCGGAGCUCGCAGGGCCUUUCGGCGGGACGUCUGACGCAGGACGUCCGGCCGCUUUCGGCGUCUCAGCCUUCCUUGCCAAACCGGCUCGCCCAACCCUCGGACACAGGGUCCUCCCAGCAGGCGCAGAAAUCAUCCAGGAGCGUCACGUACCGUUCCUCCCCAUCGGUUCCCGGUCUGCUAGGGAAACCCAACACGGGAACCGUUGGGCAGCCUGCUUCCUCCCAGCAGGCCCCUUCAAAGUCCAGCCGGUCAGUGAGUGGGGCCACAACCCCCCAGUCACCGGCCUCCGUCCCGCGACACAGCACCUCCUCGUCCCGCAAGGGUUCUGUAGCAUUCAGUCCUGACGUCAACACUGGAAAACCGAAGUUGCCAUCUCACAUGUGAAGCCAGGGUCAAUGCAGGGCUACCAGUCCCUUCUUGGGCAGGCCUUGUGGGCUGAGCUAGAGGGGCAAGGAAAGAGACACUCAGAGGUCCGGGCCUGACAAAAUUCUGCUGGAGAGGGACUGGGAAUAGUUCCUACGCGGAGAUCCUACAAGGAGGAAACAGAAGCCGCCCGACUCAAAGUUGGCUUCUUCAGACAGCAAACUCCCUCGGGUGAAGGAGACGCCGACGUGUCCAUUAUCGGCUUCAUAACGCCAGCUUGCAAAUGUGUCGCCGCCCUUCCCCGAGGGGCCCAUCUGCCUCAAGUCGAACAGAGGACUCCUUUGCAGCCAUUUUGUGAAUCCGGGCCUAGCAGGAGAAUCCUGAAUCCUGAGCCAAGAUGAUCUCCGAUGUGUCUGUUUUCAACCGCACCGAAGCGGCCUCCCUGUUAACUUUAGCAGACACUCUGAAACGAGUGUUUUUCGCGGCGCCCUCCUGCCUUUAGGAAAUAUUUUUUAACGGCCAGAUAAUCGACGUAGUGACCUCUCUCUCCGCUCUUCUCGCCCCCACACUUCCGCAAUAUCCACCUCAAGAUGUUUUCGUGAGAGUGUGUGUAACGGUAGAAAUCCCGGUUCCGCGCCUGAGAGGGAGGGGCAUAUGGACUUCGUUUGCCUCGUCCCUAAAGCACCCUUCUGCCAUCUUUGUCCUCCGUAGCGGAGGGCGAAGAAA